CCAGUUAGUGACCCACAUUCGGUGGUGGUCGGUUGUUGUUUCGGCUUUUUUUUCUUUCUUUCUUUCUUUUAAUUCCUUUUUGUUACCCAAAAGGUGCAAGUGACUUUGACCGUUGUCUCGAUUGCAAAGGAGAGACGAUGAUGAAUAUAUGUAUACAAAAAAAAAGAACAAACCCUCCACAAGGGAAAGUGAUGUGCAAGGGUCGCGAAAGCCAGGAUCCAAGGGACAAAGGGUUAUCCAUCAUAUGAUAUGGGUUAAAGUUCCUUUCUUGGGUGCGAUUUUUAAAUAAAACCGAACACUAACUAAGGUCUGUAUUAACAGUUUCCUUUUGAAGCCGUAAAUAAAAUUGGGAAGGGAGAGAAAAAAAUAUCUAAUCACCACAAUACCAGUCCUAUCUGUGCGUUAGUAAUUCGCUUCAAAACCUGCCUCACAUGAGUGAGAUGAAAAAUAAAAAAAUGUUACAAUCAUCCACCGUGCAAGCUUUCACCCGAAUAAUGGUCCCGUGCCGUUCCGAAACUUCGAGAGCGUGAACAGCCGCACGAUGAAAUCAUGCAUAGCGACCAGCGAACAAUUGCUAAUGCAUUACAUCUAUUGAGCAAUUUCACUGCACCGUGCUUCCACGCUCCACAGGACGUUGGCGAUGAGUCACCGGAAGCAAAAACGGAUCUAAAAUCGUUCGACGCCACUCGCACACACCAAUCACGUAAUGCGAACUGACGCAAAACUCCCUACUGCCCUAGUCUCAUCCCUACCAGAGUGUUUGCAUUUUUGUUUUCUACCCGCAAGACGGUACGGAAGUAGGUCGUGGACAGUCUUGUAAUCGAUCAUGCGAAGGGAUUUUCCAAAAAACGUUUCUGCUUAACAUCGUGCGGAAAGGGAUGGUUCAGAGCGGAGUGCAGAGGUACAGCAAUUAAAGGAAAACAUGACGCCCGACCCCACUUGUUCGGGCUGAUCAUUAUGAAAAAUAAGGAAAAAUGAUCGCACGCGAACGAGCGUAGCUGGUGGUGGUACGAGAGACUAAGACUAUUCAGUGGAGUGGUCAUAAAACAUUCAGCAAGGCGCCAAAUUAUCCACAUCCGGCUCCAACACCGAUGGCAUCCGGUUGCAGGCGUGGUAAAAUUAUGCAAGCACAACUAUGGAAGGUUUUGUCUUAUGACGAUCACGACGAAAAGAGUUUGCAAACGGUAAACAAUUCGUUCAAGGGCAUUGGAGAUACAGACGGGAUACAGGAAACAAAAAGAAAGUCUCCAAAAACCUUGGAGUUGGAACCAGGAUGGAGUCCAGGAACAGCUUAGUAUUAACAAAAUGCUCCCAUUUUUUUCUCUUACCGUUUAAUCAAGCAUUUGAAAAUAUAAAACAAUUGCAAAUGUAUGCAGCAGACAAUUGAAAUUCCUUGUCCGAUACCAAAUUCAGCUUGCACGGUAGGAUCGACCCGGGCACAAAACUUUCUCGUUUGAAUGAUUUAUCAGUGCGCAAACAUCGCCAUGAUCAUGAUCAUCAUCAUCAUCACUCCGAUUCGUUUGAGUGUCUCGUCAGUUAACAAAAGACACACGAGGAAACCACUCGGAGGGGGUAACUAAAGAGAAGAAGAGACGGGAUUGGAGGAGUCUUCUGGAAUUCGAUAUAACUGCGUACCCCCUCAUUGGUGUUGCUUACGAAUCCGACCAACCCAUCCAAUCGCUCUAAUGUUCACAAAAGCAUGGUGCAAAAAAAAAAGCUCCCCACUCACACACACGCACACACACACCAGGUUGGACACUCACGCAACGAAAAUGAAAGUGAGAUCACCCGGGUUGCUCCGUGCUGAUGGGCGAAUCCCUCCCUCCCCAACAAUCAACCCGGCACGAGAAAGUUGCCCCCGGUGUCCAAAUUUUCUCCAACUCACCAGACAUCUUCUCUUCCAACAUUGCCAAGCGAACUGAACGGUGAGAUAGAGCAGCGUGCGAUUGGGACUUGCCCAUUCCCUAUUUCUCUUCUCGUACGGCCGCAGUAGAAAUGAAGCUGCACGCAAAACGAAUGAGUGAAGGCCACCGGCUCGGCAGCUUUCCACUUGGCCGGCGAGUGAAGAAAAGAAAGUCUUGCGCUGGCGAGCGAACACGCGCAAGAGAGCUAGAGAUAGAGAGAUAGAGGAAAAUUGGAAAGCAUUGAGCAUCCGAGGGGCCUGCGUAACGGGCACUCAAAACUAGCAAAACCGAAGCGCUCGGAAGGUGCGCACCGGUCUGGUAGCGUUUAGUUGAGAGCUACUUUCGAAACGAGACGGUCGCACGACGAAACACACGGUACACGGUCCGCGAGACACGUCCGGAACACGUCGGUCGGUCCACCAACCAAGGGUUAGUUGUUUGGUUGUUAGGGAAGUACUCGCACCGAGCUAGUGGAAAACCCCGCUUGGUGGAUGGUUGUGCGAGUGCAGCUAUUGAUCGUUGCACUAGUGGUUGCAGUGUUUUGCUUACGAUCUGUAAUUCUGGAUGCUGGAAAUCCUUGCAAGGCUUGUGCUUUAACGUAUUGAAGUAUAACGGAUAAUCUGUACCAACCAAACGCUGCCAUAGACUGUUGUAGUGAUAUUUAGAUAGAAAAGUGAACGAAUAAAACAAAACAACGAACAAGGACAAUCGCACAAAAACCUUGCGCGAACACGAACGACGAACACGAGCACAAAAACCUACGACAAACAAACGAAAAGAAAAACAAGAUGGGCAACCGAAUGCGAUCCUUGGUCGCUACGUUCGUGCUACUAUUCACAGUACUCGAGAAUGUCCACUGUGAUGCACCGUUGGUCGAUUCGGCAGCACUGCCACUGGAGCACAGAGCCGUCUACGGUCCGCCUGCACCAUCACCAGUAUACGGUACGCCUGGUUUGCUGAGUGGCGGCGGAGGUAGCGGCGGCCUUCUCGGAGGCGGUGGCGGUGGCGGCGGCGGAGACGACCCGUGGCCACUGUCCGCCUCGAACGACAGCCCGCAGAUCAAGCAUCUGCAGGUGCAGUGCGAAAAGACGCAUAUGCGCGUUAACAUCGAGUUCGACCGGCCGUUCUACGGUAUGAUCUUCUCGAAGGGCUUCUACAGUGAUCCACACUGUGUGCAUCUGAAACCGGGCACCGGUCAUCUGAGCGCUACCUUCGAGAUCUUCCUGAACAGCUGCGGUAUGUCCAGCUCGGCUAACCAUAAUGCGGCCAGCUUCGGUGGUCCGACACCAUCCGGCAGUUAUGUCGAGAACACGAUCAUCAUCCAGUACGAUCCGUACGUACAGGAAGUUUGGGAUCAGGCUCGUAAACUUCGGUGCACGUGGUAUGACUUCUACGAGAAGGCGGUCACCUUCCGACCGUUCCAGGUGGAUAUGCUGCACGCCGUUACGGCUAACUUCUUGGGCGAUAAUCUCCAAUGCUGGAUGCAGAUCCAGGUUGGCAAGGGUCCUUGGGCGUCCGAGGUUUCGGGUAUCGUAAAGAUCGGUCAAACGAUGACGAUGGUGCUGGCAAUCAAGGAUGAUGAGAACAAGUUCGACAUGUUGGUGCGCAACUGCGUUGCCCACGACGGCAAGCGGGCUCCGAUUCAGCUGGUCGAUCAGCACGGUUGUGUGGUGCGGCCAAAGAUUAUGAGCAAGUUCCAGAAGAUAAAGAACUUCGGCCCGUCCGCAUCGGUGGUAUCGUUCGCCUACUUCCAGGCAUUCAAGUUCCCCGACUCGAUGAACGUACACUUCCAAUGUGUGAUCCAGGUCUGCCGGUACAACUGCCCCGAGCCGAAGUGUGCUGGCGGUGACUACGGACUGCCGGCGCUGACCGGAAAUGGCAUUUCGGGCGAGUACGGUGCACCGGGAGCACUGAGCGGCGAAUAUGGACCACCGCAUCUAUCGGAGUAUGGCGUACCACCAGCGGCCUAUCCCGAUCCUCGUCAUCCUUCCGACGCAUCUGGUGCGUACUCGGAAAAUCAGGACAGUGUGGUACCGGCACCGCAAGCACAAACGUCCGCCAACUCGGCCGAGAACAAAUCGGACGGCCCAGUAAAUGCGAACGAUCGCAUCGAAUCGCAGGCACAGUCAUCGAACCCAACGUCGAACGAUAUUCACGAUCACAUCAACAUGCCACCGCCACCACCACCAGGACAGACGUCGUACGUUACCGUGACCAAGCAGAAGAAGGACGAUGGACUGUCGGGUGAGAACAGUGGCAAUCUGGUCAGUUUGGGCGGUCGGCCCCGGUCGGUCGAGGGACUGGAUGAUCUGCGCGGUGUGCGCCGACGACGGGACACGAUGUCGGUUGUGAUCCGGCCACGUAUCUACAAGCGCGACGCCCAGGAAAUGACGGACGUCAAUACGGAGCGCAUCAUCCAGGUGGUGGCACCGGGAGACGUCAACUUUGCGCUAAACAACGCGUCCGGCAAUGAGACGGUCGUGAUUCAGUCACAGCGUACCGUCGAUCCUGAGACGAUCUGUAUGUCGGUGCCGAGCUUUGUCGGUGGGCUGGUAAUGUUGUUGCUCGUACUUGCCGUCGCAUCCCUAGUGGCUGCCUUCCUGUUUGUGCGUGUGCGACACUUCGACCGGAAAGGUACGUCCACCAUCCGCCGGCCACACUUUGUACUGUCCGAGCUGUGGACCUAAGGUCGGACACUUUGUUGAGCCGGAUUUCUCUUAUCGUUCGUCUACUUUUUCUUUUCUUUCUUUCAUCUCACGCCAUCACGACUGUCCCUAUCGUUUGGUUACGCUCGGUACACCACCGAUGGUCCACACUGAUGCACUCUUCAACCAUUUUGGGGCGGCAUUCAUCACCAUUGGCACUACGGCGCACUCAUGUCUACGCACUCUGCAAAAACUCUUCACACCACCAUUUGCAACUACCACAGCCAAUCCUUUCUCCGGACACUAAGCGACAACUUACCGUGGGUCGUCCUCGUGCCUGAAAAACUCGUCAAGGAGUAAUGCUAGCCGGGUGACCCCGGCACCGAACGAUCCCUUGCGAGUGUGGGAAACUGUUUUCCCACGGUUCUGUCUGCAAAUCUCGACCACCAAUGGGGCACCUUCAUCUUCAUUUUGUAAACAUCUUUCGGCACAGUCGCUGCAGACGAACUCUUCUGUUACCUGAGCACCACCAUCAAGCAUUCUCCAUCACACGAUACAUAUAGACAGCUUCCAGAGGGAUCGAACAUAUACGUCAUCUCCUUCGCAUGUAGCAAAAGGGUAUGCUUCCGAGUAGGUAGAGCGCGGCUAGUGCUAGUAAGAAAUCGAGGGACCCAAAUCAAAUUGUACGAAACGAAACACUAGAAACACUCUCUUCGCAGCAUCGCGCACCGUUCGAAGUGGGCGAUGGGACUACUCCAACAGCCUUCGAGAAGACACUAACCCACCCCAUCCAACAUUCAACCUUUAAUCUAGCAACAAACAAAAAAAGCCGUCUAACACCUCAUACAUCAUCGUCAUUUCCUGAGCGCGCUUCUAGGCGCACUACUAACACGAUUGCCUGUUAAUUUAUUACGAUUAUUAUUAUAUUAUUAUUAUUAUCGAUUUGGGUACUACAAUCGCGAACGAACGAAUCGUCCCUCACUCCUCUCGGUUCAAUGAUUUCCUUCUCCUUUCUUUUUGCGUUAAGCGUACGAUACCAAACGAAUGUGUAUUACCAUACCACCAGCAGUUAAUUUAUUGAUCCUUGCCUGAUCCCAAUCCACACUUUGUGGUAUCAUCCUGUACAUCUUCAUCUAACCAUGUCCCACAAUCCACAACUCAACCCUGUUCGGUAUUCCCAUCGGCAUCACUCCACUGUUGUUUGUCGUGUGCGUUUGAUUUCUGUUGCAAACAGAGUAGAAAAGAUCACACAAAACUCUUACCUGCUAGGGCAAGGGCAUUAGCAAGCAUGAAAUUGGAAGCACCACACUUACAGCACCAAAAUUUUGUGGAGUUGACACGCGUGUCAUGAAGGGCAACAAGAAGUCAUCCCACUUCGUGGGGAAGUGCAUCGCAAGCGAAGAGCUUACCCGACUGCCGUUCCUUGUUGCAUCGUUUCGUGACGUGCUGCUAGUUUGUAAUGGAGCUUAUUAUAUUAGUUAUAUCUCACCCUCAAUCUUAUUCAUUAGAGAGAAUGUCGUCCACAUUGGUGUCCAUGAAAUGGUCCGUUAGGUUAUGUUGGGUGUCGAAUUCAUUCACAAGAGUACGCCAUUCCACCAUCCAUACCGUUACCUCCCUUUUUACAUCCACUCAGGGCGAUCUACUCCCGGUGCCGGGAGAAGAACCAUCAGGACAUCGAUAUGGGCGCACAUUGGACCUUAUGAAGGACGUGUAUCUUUGCUUCAAAAGAAUAUUUAUUUAUUCCCUUAAUUUUCUACCUACUUUUCUUAGUCACCACGUUCCUUUUUUCUUCCAAACACCAAACAGGCAAACCGUCUGUUUUUUACACACGCACACACGUGUUCUAUUGCGUGUUCGAUCGCUUUUCUUCUCCACUCCGUCGUUUACGUACGGUUUUGUUUGCUAACUUUUGGAGGUCUUGUCUCCCGUACCAUUGUUUUGUUUUGUUUCUUCAAAAGUGUACUUAUGCACAAAUGCGACGAAAGCAGGGCUUUAGUGUGUUCGAUUUAAAUUUUAACCGUUGGUUGGAUGUCACCACUAGUCUUAACGGAGAUGUCCGGUUCGGUUCAGGAAUUUAAACAUUGGCCUAACUAUAAACUUUCUCUUUGCGUUGCGUUGUUACGCGCAAGUACGACUGCGCGAGGAUGCUGCGCACAGCAACAGAGAUCCGCGUAAGGGAUCUAAACGCACGAGCAUACUACAAUCAAAAUAGGUUAGAAAAGCUUAAAAAGGUUAAAAUGUAAGCUCCCGGUAAUAAUGGAAACGAAUCAAAGUAGCUACCCCGGUGUACGAAUAUUUUGGUGAUUGUGGUUGAUAACAGUAUUGUUUUUUUUUGUGUUUUGUGUUUGCUCCAAUCGUUCCCUGCUUUACGAUUGGGACGUUAAUGGUAAGGCGUAAAGAUCGCACACGACACAUGUGGUGCGAAGAAAAGCGACUGAAGAAGGAAAAAAAGGAUUAGGGCGAUCGUAAGGAAAAAAAACUUUUGAAAAAAUUAUUCGAGAGAAAAACAGUUAAGGUUAGGGAAGAUUUGUUUUCUCAGUUUUGUUUUCUUGCUAGGAAUGUGUAUUAUUUUGUUUGGUUUUUCCCCCCUUUUUGACUAAUUUCCAUUCUCUCGCAAAUCUAGUGGAAACAGGCAGUAAACAGGUGUGUGUUGUUGUGUACUGUAAACUCGUGAAAUCAGUUUAUCGAAACGUAGUUGCGGUACUACACUUCCUUUGCAAAUAACAGCGACGUGGAUAUUAUUGUAAAUAUUUAUUGAAAAGAAAGAUAGUUGAAGAAAAUAAAGUGAUUAGUAAUGAAUGAUAGUGUA
This is a messenger RNA of Anopheles funestus (African malaria mosquito), 7358 nucleotides long. It is a transcript of the gene dyl, whose product is annotated as cuticlin-4. The record is from RefSeq and is a predicted model, not a curated record. The transcript has 4 exons. NCBI's taxonomy places the organism in Eukaryota, Metazoa, Arthropoda, Insecta, Diptera, Culicidae. Bases 2693 to 4591 code for a protein of 632 amino acids.